AUGCCGAACCAUGCUAGCCACGGACCGAAUGACGGCCCGACUACGACUGCUACUACCACCCCUGACGGCGAUGGCGCUGUGAGAGGCGAUGAUGAGUUUGAUGAUGCGGGAGGCGAUGUCAUAGAGCUUCCUGUCGGUGACGAUCAGUGGAACGACUCCUCUUGGAGUCGCUGGGGAGAUCGUGAGUCUCAGUCGUGGGGAAGCGACCGAGCGCAAUACGGUCAGCGAUGGGACACUGAUGCUAACAUCGGCUGGGGGCGGCGCACUAGCUGGGAUGCGACGACUGCUACGACCGGUGCAGCCGCCGACCGCUGGAGCAACUCCAGCGAGGACCCUUGGUCACACGGUCGUGACCCUUGGACAGGAGCGCGAGACGAUGAUUGGCAAGCACGCGACCACGGAUGGCCGGGAGCUCAAGGAGAUACCUGGGCGGAUGGUCGAGCUGGCCGUUUUCAAGGGAGCGAUUAUGUUGACCGAGGAUCCGGAGCAUGGGGCGAGGGGCGAGUCUUUGAGGAAAAAGGACUCGCUUGGAACGGUUGGUCCCACUACGACAAUGGCGGCUUCCAAGGUCAGCGGGGUGAUCCUGGAGGCUACUCAGGUGGAGGAAGAGCUUCGGAGAAGUUGGCGAUUCCUACCUUUACCGGCGAGGAUACUGAAGAUGUUGGUGGGUCUGCAAGGAGUUAUCUUCGCCAAAUCGAGGCGUGGAGGCGCAUGACACUUCCCCCUGCCUCCCAGCAGGGACUCGUCCUCUACCAGAACCUGGGCGGCAAAGCGUGGAUUGCUGCCGAAGAACUUUCGGUCCCUCGCUUGCGAUCAAGCGAUGGGGUGAGCUACUUCGUCGCGUGGAUCAACGCGAGGUUCCUCGACCUGGAGGUGGCCCGCAUCGGCAAGGCGUUCUCGGACUUCUUUCGGCGCCUAAAGAGAAGAGCGGGGCAAUCUAUCAGGGAGUAUAACACCGAAUAUGACCGCCUACAUGCUAGACUACGAGAGGUUGGCUGCAGCAUCCCCCAAGAAUGUGCAGCUUGGUUGUACAUAGACCGUUUGCAGCUUGAAGAAGCUCAGGAGCUCAACUUGCUGGCGAGCGUCGGGAACGAGUACAACCUACAUCGUCUACAGCAGGCGGCGGUGCUACAUGACCGAGGGCACCGGAAACCCUGGGAGAACGGCAGGGCACGCAAGCCCCAUACCGCCCACUUCACUGCGGGCGGCGAUGGCGAUUCUGGUGAUGAGGACUUCGGCCAGGCCGAGGACAUCGAGCUCGAAGACGGGGUCCCUGAGGACGUUGCGGUGGCCUACGCGACCCACCAGAGCGCCAAGGAGAAGUACAAGGAGCAGACCAAAGCGAGGGGCUACCAAGGCGACCGAGGGCCGCCUGCCGCGAAGGAUGGAAACAACCGCAAGAGCGAGCUCAGUCGCGACGAGAAGGUGAAGUUGAUGAAGGCCAGGUCGUUUUGCGGGAGCUGCGGGAAGAAGGGCCAUUGGCACCGGGAUCCGGUGUGCCCCAACUAUGCUACAUCGGCGCAGGGCGCCGCCAAGACUGCGCCGAAGGAGGUCGAGAUGUGCCACCAUGUUCCCGCCGAGGUUUUCUCUUUGAAGCACGACGGCGCCGCGCUCUUGGGCAUCACUGACACAGCGUGUGCUAAGGCCGUGGCCGGGACCAUGUGGCUCCAGCAGUAUAGCGACGCCUUGAAGCUCAUUGGCCAGAGUCCCGAGUUGAUUCGAGAGUCCGAAGCCUUCAGAUUUGGGACUGGAAAGGUGCACCACUCUUCGUUCCAUGUGCUCAUUCGUUUUCGCCUUGGGAACAGGACCGUUGAGAUGAAGACCUCCAUCAUCAACGGCGACGUUCCUCUUUUGAUGUCGAAGCCAGCCUUAGCACAGUUGGGGAUGGUGUACGAUGUUGCUGAGAACCGGGCCGACUUCACAAAGGUGGGCCUCCGGAACUUUGAUUUGGUGACCACCUCUUCGGGUCACCCUGCUAUCCCGAUUAUCCCGGCGAAGCCGGAGCAUGGAGCCGAGAAGCUCGUUGUCGGAGAGACUUGCACCUCGGGCAGCUCGCAAUACAUGGCUUUUGCAUUGUCGCGGGUAGAUGCUGUCAGGUUCUCCCCGAACGAGUUCACAAUGUCGGACCCCGAGGAAACCCCAACUGAACCCAAGGCCAUAACCAAGAGUACUACUUCAACGACUUCGACUACUACGGUUACCAAGGCCCCUCCAUACAGGAUUUUCUACGAUAAGAAACUCAGCCCCGAAGUCAAGGAGCUCCUCACACAUGAUCAACUCUGCAGUGUGUCCUUUAUGACAUGGUGGGAGAAGACCAAGAUCAAUUCGGACUUCUGGUUUGAAGGGGAGCACAAUUGGUUUCGUAUACAUGUUGUGCCUCGAAGAGCCUUGUGUAAUCCCUCAACAUGGAAAACCCAGUAUACCGUGCAGAAGGGCAUGCUCCUGCAGGCUUCUGUUGUAGAUCAGGAAAGCCGCUUGAGACCGCAGUCGAUCAGUGGAAGUGCAAUCGUGAUGAAAGUUCUUUUCCGCUGCUCUGGGUUGGCAGAACUUCUUUCGCGAAAGUGCGAUCUAGCUCGACGCCCCUUCCCUCGUCGCCUUCGUUCGGAAAUGGCAUGCAGCAAGCCGCCGGCGAUUUCGAAGAUGACCAAAGCCGAGCUUCUCAGCGAGUGCAACCGGGUGGGCUUGGUGGUCCAUCGCAAUUGGACUUGCGAAGAAAUCAAGGCGACGAUCAUGGAGCACCGCAUGAACGACCCGAACCAACAGCAGGCCACGGUGAUGAAGUCGAUCACCAGCCUCACGCUGCCGGAGCUCAAGGAGAAAGCCGACCAACUGGGAGUCUUGUACCCCAGUCAGGUGACGAAAGGCAACCUCAUGCGGCUCAUCAGGGACCACACGAAGACGCCCGGCACGGAGCUCAUGAAGAUCGGCAAGUUCAAGGGCUACGAGUACCAGGAGGUGCCGAGGUCCUACGGCAUGUGGGCAGCGCGCGAGAUCCGAAUGAGUCCGAACCCACAUGUGGAACUUGUUCGCUUCGCCCAGUGGUGGGAGGCAAAGGAGUACGAGACCCACUACGGCGACCGGGGCACGAUCGAGGAGAACGCGACGGUACCGUACCCUUUGGACACCAGCAGCGACGUGGUGACCGAGGGCCGCCCACAUGUGGAGAACCGCGACCCGACGAUCCCGGCGAGCAGAGAUCUACCAUACGACCCGAGGACCACGAAGCGCGGGAACACCCAUGGCGACUCUCCGGACAUGGAGGCCGAAGCAGACCCCGCGACCCUCGAGGAGAUCCGUGCCCUGGAGACCAGAUUGGCUGUGCUGAAGCAGAAAGCGAAGGCGAGCUCCGCACCGCCCAAGGUCGGCGACAACAGCUACAUGGAGGAGAAUGCCAAGGGCACGACCGACCUGAUCGUCUACUACCUGAUGGGAGAGGGCACGUUUUUCGACCUCGGCGAGAUCGUGACGAUCUUCGUGAAGGUCGACAGGGGCAAUAUGAGCACGGUGGCGACCAUUUUGGCGGAGUUCGAGCGCGGCAUUGUCAAUAACACGGUGAACUUUGCCUGCCAGACCGCAGCCAAGCAGGACCGCGACGAGUUCACGGCGGCCCUCCUCAACAAGGACUUCGACUUCAACACCCUCGGCAAGCUCUUGGACACCCUCGACUACGACCCCGUUAAGGCGACAAGAGACGGCGUCUUUGGUGGAAAGACCGGCGACAAAGUCAACUACUUCACCUACGGGAUGUUCACUCAUGGUGGUGUUGUUGGAACUACGACCAAGACCCGGGAGCACGACAACGUCGCCCGCUACUUGAACGGUUUCGCCCGGCACUACCUCGGUGACAAGGCCACCUGGACUUCAGUGAGUUUGUCGCGUAACACCGGGACCGAGGUGCACCACGACUUCAACAACCUCAAGGGCACGGCGAACUUCACCGCCUCGCUUGGACAAACAAAAGGGGGCGGUUUGUGGAUCGAAGACAAGUCCGUGACCGAGAGCGACACCUACGGCGUCAAAUGGAGGAGGACCGGAACCGGACAAUGGCUGCCCGGGAGAAUUCACGACACCAAGAACAAGUUUGUUGAGUUUGAUCCCUUCCUCAAGCACGGCACGGAGGCAUGGAAUGGGAACAGAUGGGCCGUCACCUACCACACCACCCGCAACCUCUACAAGGCCGGCGACGAGAUGAAGAAGUUCCUGCGAAGAUGCGGGUUUCCGUUGCCCAAAGGGACCGGCCGUCCUACUGGGGAGGUCAAGCUCGGCAACAAGCCGAAGGCGAGCGUGCGGAGGAGUAUCUUCAACAAUGCUGCCCGGAUCAGCGUGAUGAUGGCGACCCUCAUAUCUGCCGCCGGGAACUACCUUGCUGAGCACGUCCAUCCACAGGUCCAGCGUAACCCGGUCGUACUCUUCGAAAUCGGCGACACGGAGAGUACCCAACAAGCAGCCGAGCUUGGCAAGGACGUUUUUGAGCCGAUGACAUGGGAGCGCUACCGUUCUCCCGAAGGAAAGACCGACGCCUUCCACAUCGUGAACGGCGGCACUCCAAGGGAGCUACGACUUCACCUGGAUGGGAAGUCUUCUGAAUGCGACGAAGCCCUCCUCGAGCUGAUGAAGCAACAGGUGAACGAUGGAGGGACCGUGGUGCUCAGCGGCGGGGCUGGCGACACCCUCUUCGAGCACAUCAACAAAGACCCUAGCUUGCGAGAUUGCAAGCAACAUGGCAACGAGGAUGGGGUCAAGGUCUUCAUGGUCUUCUUUAAGGGCAAGGAGACCACUCAACGUGUCGAAGGUCCCGGGCGAGUUCACGAAGUGAAAGUGGUCUCGUCCGAAGAACCGGGACAAGACAACGAAGCCCUGGCUAUGGGAGCGACGGGAAUAUCCUUUGGCAAAGACACACCGAGACCGGUGGCCACAGCUCUCCGUCGUCUUCACCAGAACCUGGGUCAUCCCCGACAAGAGGAUCUCAUCCGCCACCUACGCCUGGCGGGCUGUGACCAGUCCAUCCUGAAGGCAGCUCGGUCAAUGCGGUGCCAGGUCUGUGAAGCCAACACGGCCCCGAAGAUAGCACGGCCGAGCACCAUACCACCCAUGGCCGACUUCAACGACACGCUGGGCCUCGACCUGUUCUUCUGCCACGACACGGAUGACGUCAAGCACGCGUUCCUCUCCGUGGUCGAUUACGGCACCACCUACCAUACCGUGGUAAAGCUCGACGGCCAGUCCGGCGAGGACAUCGAGGCGAAGUUCAAUGAGAUGUGGCUCGUUCCGUUCGGGCCCCCGAAAGCCGUGGUCAUCGAUCUGGAGGGCGGCCUAGAAUCGGCCCUAGGGCGUGUGUGCGACUGGCACGGAAUCGGAGUUCGGAGCGUAGCGACCCAAAGCCACUGGCAAGCCGGAGUUGUUGAACGGCAACAGGCCUGGUGGAAGCACAUCUGGCAGAAAAUCAGCUACCAGCUUUCCAUCGGCGAAGACGAAGUGAAUGUGGCGGUUGGAAAGGCCCCGAGGGUCCCCGAAGACCUCCAGGACCCUGAUGGUGGUGCACAUGUUAUGUGGGACAUCAGCGAGGAUGCCAAGUACCAGAGGCAGUCGGCCAUGAGAGCAGCCGCCCGCGUUGCUUUCCACGAAAGCCAGACCGACGGCCGAUUGCGCAAGGCACUCCUACAAAGGACCCGUGUCGCGGCCCGUCCUCUUGAUGUCGGUGAGAGCGUGCACUUCUGGCACAAGCCAAAGAACAGGCGGCAGGGAUGCUGGAGUGGCCCUGCAGUCAUCGUCGGCAAGGAAGGUGGCAACUACUGGAUAUCUAAAGGCGGGCGGUGCCGGCUUACAUCAGCGGAACACCUUCGUCCUACUACAGGAGAAGAAGUGGGAGCUUUGCUGGCGAUGAAGGGGACUCAGAAAGAAGCAGAAAUGCUUCUUAACCACGACCCCGACGGCGACGAGGCGUUCGAGGAGGACUUGGAGGAGCUCAUGCGCGACAUCGACGAGGAAAUGAGCUGGGCCGGUGACGAAGUUGAUCAACCUGCUGACGACCUGGAGAUAGAAGAGGACCUGGAGCUGGAACCCCUACGUGAACAAGACGCCACGCCAGCCCCAAAACGAAGGUUGAAGAGGAAAACUACCGCGGCCGAGCUCAACCCGGACCGCCACGAGGCAAUGAUGCUCAAGACCCACUUAACUACUCGUGGCCUCGAGAAGCGCAAGGAGAAGGAGCUCAAGUGGUCGGAGAUUCCGGCCGAGGUCCACGAGAAGUUUCGUGAAGCGGAAGCGACCCAGUGGAAUGAGCAUCUGUCAUUCGACGCUCUACAACCAUUGUCGGUCGCUGAAAGCGACCGAGUCCGGUGGGAAGUCCCAGCCGAGCGAAUACUGAGGAGCAGGUGGGCCUACAAGGACAAAAACUGGGCCCGCAGACGUGAAGGCGAAGAUGUACCCUGGAAGUGUAAAUCCCGGCUUGUGAUUGCCGGGCACACCGACCCAGACCUCACCGACGAGAACCUCAGGCUGAGCACGGACGCCCCUACAUUGUCCAGGAGCGGACUUGCCUGUAUGCUCCAGAGAACUGCAGACGGUCUCCUGGAAGAAGACCCCUGGACAUUGGCUGCAGGCGACAUAAGAUGCGCGUUCCUCACCGGAAGCUAUCUCUCCCGGGAGCUCUACAUGCAUCAGCCGAAGACCGGGUUUCCCGGAUUGCUUCCGGGACAGUUGGUGAGAAUCAAGAAGAAUGUCUUCGGCCUGGCCACCAGUCCCCAUACAUGGUGGCAGGAUCUACAGAGUGGGAUCAACGAGGUCGAGAUUAAGAUUCCCGAGGACACCGACGUCUACCGCUUCGAGCCCUCCGCCAUGGACCCGUGUGUCUUUGCUUUGCGUAAAUGGGACGGAGAAAAGUUCUACGGCACCCCUGUUGCCUACUUGGGAUGUCACGUGGACGACCUGCUGAUCGCCGGGCCAAGGAAGCUCCAGCACAUCAUCCAGCAGGCCCUCGCCGGAAAGUUCGAGAUACAGACCUGGGAGGAGAAGUACGCGGAGACCCGCCUCUUUACCAUCGAGGUCCCCGCCGGCAUCGACGACAGCGAGGCCCCCACCUAUGGAGACAUUAAGUUCACCAACGCCAUCGCGACGAAGGCCUACCAGUACCGCGAGCGAGGACUUGAGUUCAAGCCGAUCCCAAAAGGGAACCUGAUGAUCCUCGUCUUCCAUGAUGCGGCUUGGGCGAACGUCCCGGAGGCAGACCCCGAGGAGGACUACUACGUGCUCACUCAGCAGGAGAACAUCGACGGCCUCCAGACCGAGGGGCCGUAUGCGAAUGGCUGCAUAAGGAAGGCCAAGAAAGGCAACUCCAAGGUCGCUUCACAACUCGGGAUCCUGGUGAUGUUUGCCGACAGGGCAGCCCUCGCCGGACAGGCUGGGAACGCCAAUGUGGCGGACUGGAAGUCUCGAGCGGGACAAAGGGUUUGCAGGAGCACUUUCGGCGCAGAGACCCAAGCGUGCGCUGAAGGACUCGAGACGGGCCCAUAUGUGAGGUCUAUGUACGAGACCUUGCUAAAGGGGGUCAUGACGGCCGUGGACGCUGCUGAGCUGCCCAUCCUUUGCCUGAGCGACUGCAGGUCGUUAUACGACCAUUUGAACAAGCAGGGCAUCCCGAGGGUGCCUAGCGAUAAAAGGCUAGCUGUGGACCUAGCCGCUCUGCGACAGGGGCUACGCUCCGAAAAGUGGAACGACAGUUUGCCAAUCGCUUGGAUACCGGGAGCGCUCCAAAAGGGAGACGUCCUCACCAAGCCCCAGAACCCAUCUGAUUGGUGGGACAGCAUUUCAGCAAAGCUUCUUUUGCCUCUCGCCAUAGGGCAAGAGGGGGUUCUGAUCAGCAACAGGACGGUGAGACAGAGAAUUAGUGCGAAACUUGAUGGUACCGUUAUGCUUGAUGGCAUCUUUCCUCAUGAAUACUUUAUCGUAUGA
Symbiodinium sp. CCMP2592 is the source of this 7950-nucleotide messenger RNA. The record is from the annotation of a GenBank genome assembly. NCBI's taxonomy places the organism in Eukaryota, Dinophyceae, Suessiales, Symbiodiniaceae.